AUGCAGGAAACCGCAGGCGCUGGAAGGGAGGCCAGUAUCGAAGCUGUGCCGAGCACCCCCGGUCCCCCCCGGCCCAGCUCCCGGCAGCCCGGGGUGCUGGGGGCCGCGCCGGAUGGACCCCCGCGGUGCACGGACGGGAGGGCCACCGUGUGUGAUGCUCCUGCCGGGAUGCAGGCGACGGCUCCCGCCACACCCGCCUCCAUUGUGGGGGCCAGCGAGGGGUUGGAGGCUGACAUCGAGCAGCUGGACCCCCGGGGACGCACCCCACUGCACCCGGCCACCACGCUGGAGCAUGGUGCUGACGUGGGCAAGGAGAACCGCAGCGGCUGGACAGUCCUGCAGGAGGCCGUGAGCACCCGGGACCUGGAGCUGGUGCAGCUGGUCCUGCGCUACCGGGACUACCAGAGAGCCAUCAAGCGCCUGGCUGGGAUCCCCAUCCUGCUGGAGAAGCUGCGCAAGGCUCAGGACUUCUAUGUGGAGAUGAAGUGGGAGUUCACCAGCUGGGUGCCACUGGUGUCCAAGAUCUGCCCCAGUGACACCUACAAGGUGUGGAAGAGUGGCCAAAACCUGCGGGUGGACACCACGCUACUGGGCUUCGACCACAUGACAUGGCAGCGGGGCAACCGCAGCUUUGUCUUUCGGGGACAAGACACCAGCGCAGUGGUGAUGGAGAUUGACCAUGACCGGCGGGUGGUCUACUCAGAGACACUGGCCCUGGCAGGCCAUGACCAGGAGGUGCUGCUGGCUGCUGUGCAGCCCACGGAGGAGCAGGUGAUGGGGAGGCUGACAGCCCCCGUGGUCACCACCCAGCUCGACACCAAGAACAUCGCCUUUGAGAGGAACAAGUCUGGGAUCCUGGGCUGGAGGAGCGAGAAGACGGAAAUGGUGAAUGGGUACGAGGCCAAGGUCUAUGGUGCCUCCAAUGUGGAGCUGAUCACACGGACACGGACCGAGCACCUCUCGGACCAGCACAAGGGCAAGAGCAAAGGCAGCAAGACCCCCCUGCAGUCCUUCCUGGGCAUCGCCGAGCAGCAUGUGGGGCCCAACAAUGGGACGCUGAUCACGCAGACGCUGAGCCACGCCAACCCCACCGCCAUCACCCCCGAGGAGUACUUCAACCCCAACUUCGAGCUGGGCAACAGGGACAUGGGGCGGCCCAUGGAGCUCACCACCAAGACACAGAAGUUCAAGGCGAAGCUGUGGUUGUGUGAGGACCACCCGCUGUCCCUCUGCGAGCAGGUUGCCCCCAUCAUUGACCUCAUGGCAAUAAGCAACGCGCUGUUCGCCAAACUGCGGGACUUCAUCACCCUGCGCCUCCCGCCCGGCUUCCCCGUCAAGAUCGAAAUUCCCAUCUUCCACAUCCUCAACGCCCGCAUCACCUUCGGGAACCUCAAUGGGUGCGACGAGCCCGUCAGCUCCCUGCGGCACAGCCCCAGCAGCGAGGCGCCUUCGCCCAGCAGCGACUCCUCCAGCGUCAGCAGCUCCAGCUCUCUGAGAGCUGCAGGCUGCAGGGGGGUGUCUCUGUGCCAGACCGCCCUGGCAGCACGAUGCGACUGA
Molecule: messenger RNA, 1557 nt
Organism: Chaetura pelagica (chimney swift)
Lineage: Eukaryota; Metazoa; Chordata; Aves; Apodiformes; Apodidae
Gene: ANKRD13B
Product: ankyrin repeat domain 13B
Cellular component (GO): cytoplasm
Source: RefSeq, a predicted model, not a curated record